Messenger RNA from Propithecus coquereli (Coquerel's sifaka), 1793 nucleotides. RefSeq names its product zinc finger protein 737-like. Lineage: Eukaryota; Metazoa; Chordata; Mammalia; Primates; Indriidae. Bases 51 to 1793 code for a protein of 580 amino acids. Gene Ontology annotation, biological process: regulation of transcription by RNA polymerase II. Gene Ontology annotation, molecular function: RNA polymerase II cis-regulatory region sequence-specific DNA binding; DNA-binding transcription factor activity, RNA polymerase II-specific. The record is from RefSeq and is a predicted model, not a curated record. The transcript is spliced from 5 exons.
UUUCAGCGUUCCUCCGCAGGCUAGCGAUUGGAUUCUGCGUCCCUGCAGGGAUGCUUCCAGAAUCUUCUGUGUGUUUCCUAAAGCAGCCAAACAUGGAUAAAUCUCUGGAACUGUUGACAUUCAGGGAUGUGACCAUAGAAUUUUCUCCAGAAGAGUGGGCUUGCCUGGACCCUGCUCAGCGGAAUUUGUAUACGGAUGUGAUGUUGGAGACCUACAGAAACCUGUUCUCCCUGGGACUUGCUGUCUCUAAGCCAGACCUCAUCACCUGUCUGGAGCAAAGGAAAGAGCCCUGGAAGGGGAAGGCACACGAGACAGUAGCCGAACACCCAGCUUUGUCUUAUUGUACCCAAGACCAUUUGCCAGAAAAAAACAAAAAUGUUUCAUUUGAAAAAAUGGUAUCGAGAACAUAUGGAAGCUGUGCCCUUGAGAAUUUAAAGUUAAUGAACUGGGAAAAUGUGCGUGGCUAUAAGGAGCAGAAAGGGUGUUAUGAUGGAGUUAACCAAUGUUCAACAACUACCCAUGGAAAAAUCUGCCAAUGUAAAAAAUAUUUGAAAGUCUUUAAAACAUUGUCAAAUAUAAAUACACAUAAGGUGAGACACACUGUAGAGAAGCCUUUUAAAUUUAAUGAAUGUGAGGAAGGCUUCAAGCAGUGCUCACACAUUAAUGAACAUAAGAGAAUUCAUAAUGGACAGAAACCUUACCAAUCUAAAGACUAUGGCAAAAUCUUUAAUCAGUGCUCAUACUUUACUAAACGUAAUAGACUUCAUACUGGAGAGAAACCCUACAAAUGUGAAGAAUGUGGCAGAGCCUUUAGUUGGUACUCAUGUCUUACUGAGCAUAAGAGAAUUCAUACUGGGGAGAAACCUUACAAAUGUCAAGAAUGUGGCAAGGCCUUUAACCGGUACUCACACCUUACUAAUCAUAACAGAACUCAUACUGGAGAGAAACCCUACAAAUGUGAAGAAUGUAGAAAAGCCUUUAACACAUACGCAUGCCUUUCUGUACAUAAAAGAAUUCAUACUGGAGAAAAACCCUACAAAUGUGAAGAAUGUGGCAACGCUUUUAAUUAUACUUCAAGCCUUCGUACACAUAAGAGAAUUCAUACUGGAGAGAAACCCUACAAAUGUGAAGAAUGUGGCAAAACGUUUAUCUAUAACUCAAGCCUUCAUAGACAUAACAGAAUUCAUACUGGAGAAAAACUCUACAAAUGUGAAGAAUGUGGUAAAGCAUUUAAGAAAUAUGCACACCUUACUGUACAUAACAAAAUUCAUACUGGAGAAAAACCUUACAAAUGUGAAGAAUGUGGCAAAGCCUUUAAAACAUAUGCAUACCUUUCUGUACAUAAAAGAAUUCAUACUGGAGAGAAACCCUACAAAUGUAAAGAAUGUGGCAAAGCUUUUAAGUGGUGUUCAGACUUUAUUGCACAUAAGAGAAUUCAUACUGGAGAGAAACCGUAUAAAUGUGAAGAAUGUGGCAAAACUUUUAACUGUUCCUCAAGCCUUCGUACACAUAAGAGAAUUCAUACUGGAGAGAAACCAUACAAAUGUAAAGAAUGUGGCAAAGCUUUUAACUGCCGUUCGCACUUUACUAUCCACAAGAGAAUUCAUAGUGGAGAGAAACCCUACAAAUGUGAAGAAUGUGGUAAAACUUUUAACUAUAGCUCAAGCCUUCAUAGACAUAAGAGAAUUCAUACUGGAGAGAAACCCUACCAAUGUAAUGAAUGUGGGAAAGCUUUUAACUGUUCUUCACACCUUACUAAACAUAAGAGAAUUCAUAUUGAAGAGAAACCAUAA